AUGUCUGAUCCUGAAGCUCAGAACUACCAUGGGCACUACCCGCCGAUCUCUCGCGAACCUUCCUUCGUCGAGUUUCGGACAAGAGGCGUAGCCAUGGCCUCUUUCGAGAAUCUUGUUGCUCUCGCCAACUAUGAGGAACGUCUCCGUGAAGCUCGCAAGAUAGUAUGGCGUGAUCGAGGAGAGAAACCGGUCGAGUUAAACGACCUCUGGGACUGUCUUGAGCAUGCAGGAAGAGGCGGUCUACGCGCAGGAGGUCUCGCCUUUGCCAUUCGUUCCGGUGUGAAUCUGAUCUUACUUAUGACGAGAAUCAAAAGGCUUCCGAGAAAUAUGCGGUUUGCCCUCAUCCGACAUGCAGCAUUUGGUCCCGACUCUAUGCGGUUUGCAACCAUGCUUGGUUCAUUCGUCGCCAUCUACAAAUUCAUACUCAAUGCUCUUCCCAUUUUCCUUCCGGAACCCAUCCGGCGCCGCCACCAUGGCGCAUCCCGCUCACAGUCGCUUCUCCGAUCCGUAUUCCUGGAAGAAAGCCCGCCUGACUCACCCUUCUACGAGGAUGAUGUCGAACACGACCUCCAAAUUGCCGAGCAGGGGCGCACAAAAGGAUCGCGCCAUGCCCGUCUCUCAAUGAGUGCGCAGGCUCACCAGAUAUGGGUGCGCAAGCGCACUCGUCGGUGGUACUCUGUGCUCGCAGGCGCGGUUGCUGGUGGGAUCGCUAUCUUGUUUGAGAAGCGCGAUCGACGUGCUGGGAUUGCGCAGCAGAUGUUUGUGCGGGGUCUGCAGGGUUCGUAUAACGCUUUUUCAUCAAAGCACGGUAUCCAUAUCCCGCAUGGGGACAUCUUACUGUUCUCGCUCUGCUGUGGUCAGAUUAUGUAUUCUUGGCUGCUGCAUCCUGAGACGCUCCCACAUUCGUAUAAUACAUGGAUCCUGAAAGCAAGUAGAGUUUACGGUGAGACCGUGUCCAUGUUCCAUGACAUCGUCAAUGAGGGCACGUUCAAGCUCUCCGAUUUGGAGAGUCUCAUCGCCCGCAAGAACACAACCCCGGCGAACCGCGCUGAGAUGCUCGAACUCCUUGCCUCCGCCUCGCUUCCGCCGCCGGCACGCUCAUAUGGCCAGCGCUUCCCGCGGUGCGCGGCGGUGCAUCCGUGGCUCGACUCGUGCACACUUGUGCAGGUCGAACGUUUUUUGGAUGUAUUCCGGUGGAUGUUCCCCAUCUACGGCGCGCUGCACCUUGUGCCGUUGCUGCUCUUCCGCCGCCAGCGAGUGGCGAAGGAUCCCGUCGGGAUGCUCCUCCGCGCUGUCUGGGGCACCACGCGCAGCUCAGCGUUCCUCGGGGCGUUUGUUAUCAUCUUCCAGGGCGUGUUGUGCUUCAAGCACAACCUCUACAAUGCGCUGAGCGCACUGCGCUCCUCUCGUGCCUCCGCACGCGCUCACCCGCUGAUCGCGGUCCUCGCGCAGCAGCUCCCGCCGGGCCCAAUCGAGUUGUUGAUCUCGAAGUCGAGCUACUGGGUACUGGGUUUCAUGACCGGGCUUUCGCUAUUCGUCGAGGAGAAGCAUCGUCGCGAGGAGCUCGCGAUGUACGUACUCCCGAAGGCGCUCGAGAGCGCGUGGAUCAUGGCGCGUGGAAGAGGGCUCGUGUUCCGCACGGGCGAGGUGGGCGAGGUGCUGUUUACGGCGAUGGCAAUGGCAAUGGUGAUGAGUACCUACCAAAACGACCCGCAACAUCUCUCAGGGCUAGUUCGCCGGAUAUUGUACCAGUUCGUAGGGCCAAAUUAA
Sparassis crispa is the source of this 1770-nucleotide messenger RNA. RefSeq lists its product as hypothetical. Bases 1 to 1770 code for a protein of 589 amino acids. Lineage: Eukaryota; Fungi; Basidiomycota; Agaricomycetes; Polyporales; Sparassidaceae. The record is from RefSeq and is a predicted model, not a curated record. The transcript has 12 exons.